AUGCUAAAAGUAUCAAUUGAGCCUACACAGGAAACGGAAAACUCCCCAACAAAUGGGCAUAAGUUCCCUUCCAAUGCUUCAGUACUAGUUGUAGGGGCCGGCCCAGUAGGACUGGUCACUGCCUUCCAGCUUGCGAAGCGUGGUAUCCGGACAAUCCUUGUCGAGCGCAAUCUCGAGACAACAAAAUGGCCCAAAAUGGACAUCACCAAUGUUCGGUCUAUGGAAUUGCUAGAUAGGCUGGGGCUUGCUGAUGACCUUCGGAAACAAGGUAAUAGGAGCUGGCAAUUUAUGUCACAAAAGAACAAACCGUUGACCCAUCCUAUAGGCGUACCAGGAGACUAUUCGCUAGAUUGCCUUUUUAGCACCGGACUUUCGGAUGGAGGACAAUUGGUUGCUAAAUGGGACCUCGAAUCGCCCGACGAGUACAGAGAACGAAUCAAGAAGACGAAUGACGGGACUAUGCCUCGGCAGCCGUACCAGCGAUGCUCUCAAUCGAUCUUCGAAGCUUGGAUGAAGCCAAUAGUUGAGGCAGAGCCUCUUGUCGCCUGCUUCUUCGGCGUGAAAUUCGAAUUUCUCCGUGAACUAGACGACGCAGUCGAGUCUACGUUAUGCGACAGCGUAACGGACGAGCAGUAUGUGGUCAGUACGAAAUAUGUACUCGGCUGCGAUGGAGCUAGCAGUCGAGUAAGACGUAGCCUGGAGAUACCACUUACCGGAGGUCCAAUACCUAUGACAAACUUCCUAGUCCAUUUUAGGUCUCGAGAUCUCGAAAGGCUACAUAAGCAGGGCCAGUUUUGGCACAUCUUCUUCUGCAAUGGGGGUGUAAUUAUCAGCCAGAACGAGAAGGACAUCUGGACAGUGCACAUGCCAAUACCCCCUGACACCAACACUGAAUUGCUCGAUCCUUACGAAGUCGUGUUCAAGGUGCUUGGUGGGUCCAGCGGAAGAUAUAAAAUCGACAUCGAUGAGAUUCUCGUGACGAGCGCUUGGACAGGACAUAUAUGCGUUGCCGAGCACUAUAGAUCUAAUCGAGGACGGGUAUUCCUAGCUGGAGAUGCAGCCCACCAGAAUAUACCCCUCGGCGGAUACGGAAUGAACACCGGUCUAGGUGAUGCGUUCGAUAUUGGCUGGAAACUUGCUGCAGUUCUCAAUGGUCAUGGCGGAGAGGAGUUAUUAAACUCAUAUGAGAUUGAACGCCAUCCCGUAGCGGAUCGCAAUGUCCAUAUGUCAGGCGUUCAUGGAAUGGUUCAUAGAACGUAUGUUGAAUGGGUCCACGGUGAGGGCCAAGGUACUGUCAUAUCAACAGACGAGAAAGGGGAAAGUCUACGUGAUCGCAUCAGGUCUCAUGUGCUAACUAACGAUGGAGAAAAUAAAUACUUGGGAGUGGAAAUGGGAUAUCGAAACUUCCCCUCUCCUAUUGUACUUCAGGGUACAGAUGACCAGGAGACUCCUGAAUGGAAUGAAAGAAACUACAUUCCGUCCACAUCUCCCGGAGCUCGCGCACCACAUGUGUUCCUCCGCGAUGGCGAUACCAGUAUUCAUGACCUCUUGGGGUUUGACUAUAGUCUAGUUGAUUUUACUACGGGAGGAAAUUUUGCUUCGAGGUUCAAGGACGCUGCCUCUCAUCUGGGCAUCCCCAUUGCCACUGUUCAUCUACCAAAUGAGCAGCAUGCUCGGGAUCUUUGGGAACGUGAUGUUGUGCUCGUUCGCCCAGAUCUUCACGUUGCCUGGCGCUUGAACAAGGGUGUCACGUCACUUUCGGAUGAUGCUACCAAGGACAUUCUUCUCACAGCCGUGGGAAAAAAGUGA
Molecule: messenger RNA, 1809 nt
Organism: Talaromyces stipitatus ATCC 10500
Lineage: Eukaryota; Fungi; Ascomycota; Eurotiomycetes; Eurotiales; Trichocomaceae
Exons: 4
Coding region: 1-1809 (602 amino acids)
Molecular function (GO): FAD binding
Source: RefSeq, a predicted model, not a curated record